AUUGGCGGAGUACCCCUUUAAUGUCCAUGUUAUUUAUGAACUGAUCAUAUGGACUUUAGUGGGCCCAAGGCAUGCCAAUCCAAUAAUGUCACACAAUAUGCUAUUUGAGGCUUCUUUCCAAAUUCGACCAACAUCAUGCUCAGCUCGGCUCUUACCACGAUUGGCUUCCUCAUUAUCAUUUCCUAUCUUUUGACCAAAUUAUUUUAUAAUCGGAAGAAAAAUGAGAGCAAGAAUUUACCUCCAGGGCCCGACUGUUUGCCAAUUAUUGGGAAUAUGCAUAUAUUUGACAUGAAGAACCCUUCCAAAACAUUCACCGAGUUAAGCAACAAGUUUGGCCCAGUGUUCUGCGUGCAGUUAGGGAUGCAGAAGGUGGUGGUUCUGUGUGGAUAUGAUGCAGUGAAGGACGCUUUCGUCAACCACGCUGAAGAAUUUGCUGAUAGAGCCGACAUACCGAUAUUCCAAGAGACCUCAAAGGGACAUGGUAUUGUCUUUUCUAAUGGUGAAAACUGGAAAGUGAUGCGACGAUUUACACUGUCAAAGCUGAGAGACUUGGGGAUGGGGAAGAGAUCUUUAGAAGAUCGGAUAAAUGAAGAAUGCGACUCCUUGGUAGAAACAUUUAGAUCAUAUGGAGGAAAGCCGUUUGAGAACACUACCAUCCUUAACACUGCUGUCACCAACGUCAUAGUUUCUAUAUUACUUGGCCAUCGAUACGAAUAUGGAGAUCCUACAAUCCUUAAACUCAUGAGUUUAGUUGAUGAAAAUUUUAAGCUUUUGGGAAGCCCAAUGAUCAUGUUGUACAAUAUGUAUCCAAACUUAAUUCGCUGGUUACCCGGAGGUCAUAGGACGGUUUUCAAGAACAAUUCAGAGUUACAAAAGUUUAUAGUGGAAACGUUCACCAGACAGAAGAGUCGGCUGGAUGUCAAUCACCAGGGGAACCUCGUAGAUGCCUUCCUGAUAAAGCAACUGGAGAAUAAUCCUCAAUUGGCGCAGUAUUUUCACAAUGAUAACUUGACAACACUUGUGUCUGAUUUGCUUGUUGCCGGAAUGGAGACGACUUCUACAACUUUGAGAUGGGGCCUCCUGCUAAUGAUGAAAUACCCAGAGAUCCAAAAAAAUGUUCAAAAAGAAAUUGAACAAGUCAUUGGACUACGCCAGCCUCAGAUAGAAUAUCGCAAACAAAUGCCGUACACGGACGCCGUCAUACAUGAGAUCCAAAGAUUUGGGAAUAUUAUACCCGCCUCUGCUCCACAUGCGACAACCCAAGAUGUGGAGUUCAGAGGAUACUUCAUUCCGAAAGGCACUCAUGUUCUUCCAAUAUUGACUUCUGUAUUAAAGGAUAAAACUUACUUUAAAAAAACGGAUGAAUUUUAUCCAGAAAAUUUUCUCGAUUCUGAUGGAAACUUUGUGAAAAAUGAGGCUUUUCUGCCUUUCUCAGCAGGUAAAAGACGUUGCACAGGAGAAAUUCUGGCUAAAGCCGAGCUGUUCCUCUUCUUUACUAAGCUGUUGCAGAACUUUUCUUACCAGGCUCCUCCUGGCAUUGAGGUCAACCUUACCCCCGUGGUUGGGUUCACCAGUGCUCCCAUGACCUAUAAAAUGUGUGCCGUGCCACAUCAUAAGUUCUAUCUAUUGGCCUGGGGAACCCGUGAUGCUGACAACCGGGAGGCAGCACCACCAUUACGGACACACCUCAAUGCCUAUAUAACUUGUUGUGUCUUGGGAAACUCAACAACCAAAGAAACAUUUCCUGGCACCAUGAACAUCCCUGAUCCCAUCACAUUGGUUAUAUCUAUUAUUUUAUGCCUUUUUGUUGCCCUAUUUUUAUAUGGACGAAAAAGAAAUGUGCAUUAUAAUCUGCCGCCUGGACCAAGACCAUUACCAAUCAUUGGAAAUCUGCACAUUCUAGACCUGAAGAAACCACAUCAUACAUUUCAUCAGCUCUCUAAGAAGUAUGGACCAGUGUACACAAUAAAACUAGGAGAAGAGAAAGUUGUUGUGCUUUGCGGAUACGAUGCAGUGAAGGAAGCCCUUGUCAAUCAUGCUGAGGAAUUUUCUGGAAGACCAAAGGUGCCACUUUUUCAUGAAAUAAUAAAAGGACAUGGAGUUAUUUUUGCUUAUGAUGAAAACUGGAAAAUGAUGAGACGGUUCACUCUGUCAGCACUAAGAGAUUUCGGAAUGGGGAAAGGAGCUAUUGAAAGAAAGAUUUCUGAAGAAAGUGAUUUUCUAGUAAAGAGGAUCAGAUGCUACAAAGGGGAGCCCUUUGAUAACAUCAUGUUAAUAACUGCCGCAGUAGCUAACAUUAUAGUCUCCAUCUUACUGAGUAAUCGAUUCGAUUAUGAGGAUCCUACACUAUUAAGGCUGUUGAAGAUUAAUAAUGAAAACGUCCAAUUAAUUGGAGGCUCGGGGGCCAUGCUUUAUAAUGCAUUUCCAUCUGUCAUGAGAUGGUGCUCAAGAGUCCAAAGAACUGUGGCCAAGAAUGUCGACGAAAUGCAUGCGUUUGUUCGAGAAACCUUCACCAACCAGAGGAAACAUCUGGAUGUAAACGACCAAAGAAAUCUUAUCGACUCAUUUCUAGUGAAACAACAAGAGGAAAAACCAAAUCCUGAAUUAUACUUCACCAAUGAAAACCUAACAAUGCUUGUUACAGAUCUCUUUGGCGCUGGCAUGGAGACAACUUCAACCACUCUCAGAUGGGGUCUUUUGCUGAUGAUGAAAUAUCCAAACAUCCAAAAAAAGGUCCAAAGUGAGAUUGACAAAGUUAUUGGGUCAGCUGAGCCUCAAGUGAGUCAUCGUAAAGAUAUGCCCUAUACCGACGCCGUCAUCCAUGAGAUUCAACGUUUUGGAAACAUUGUGCCAAACAACUUGCCACAUGCAACAACUCAAGACGUUAACUUCAGAGGAUAUCUCCUGCCCAAAGGAACACACGUGAUCCCGCUGCUGACCUCUGUACUAUAUGACAAGGAUCAUUUUGUAAAAGCCGAUGAGUUUUACCCAGAGCACUUUUUGGAUUCAAGUGGAAAUUUCCUAAGGAAAGAAGCAUUCCUGCCCUUUUCAGCCGGUAAGAGAAGUUGUGCUGGAGAAAGUUUGGCCAAAAUGGAACUGUUCAUGUUUUUCACAAAACUGCUGCAGAAUUUCACAUUCAAGGUUCCUCCUGGGGCUACACUAGACCUCACCCCUACAGUUGGACUCACCGCUGCUCCAGUGCCCCAUAAGAUAUGUGCUUUACCGCGUGUAUAACGAAGUAUAAUUGAAUAAAUGUGUAGAUAAGUUUGUGGUAAAACAAAAUUUUAAAGAUGAAGGACGGUUACCAUGAACCAGGGCUCCAGACUAAGAAAAUACCUAGAUGCUGUUGGCCCCAAACUUAAACAAUUUAGGAGCAAAAUAUGAUUUUAAAUUACCAAAUUUAAAUAUAUGCAGUAUACAAUCAAAUUUAUAAUAAUUAUAAUAAUUUUAUUUUAUUUACCACUACUUCAAGCCACCUGACACCCAUGCACCUACUACUCCUACAGCUGGCUAUACGCAUUAGAUAUGUGGGGGCCUGUAUAUGGAGGCCCCCUGACUGCCCCCUUACAGCAGGAGUUGGGGCGAGAACAGUCAGUCAUGUUGGAUUUUAACAUGCCCAAUCCUUCUAACGGGGUGAUAAGCCCCUUCUCGACCUGUAUGGCAGCAGCUUUAUCCCCACUCACCUUCCUGACCACAUGUAUGUGUAUGGGGAGAGGGGGGGGGGGGUUAGGAGAGACAAAUAUUUGGCCAUCAGCCAUGGUCGGCCUAACUAUAAUCCUGGACUGAUCACUAUGAUCACUGGACUGACUCUUCCUUCAACAUUUCCCAGUCAUUGGCAGAUUAAGUAAACAAUAAGUACACAAACUUGGCAUCCUGUGUUUGGAUAGUAGAGGAUAAUAAUGGAGGAUGUGAGCAUGGAAUAGAGCAGCAGAAGAUCGAGAGAAACAUUUUUUGAAGUAUGGAACAACUCUCUCGUAAAAACCAGGAAAGACCAUACAGAGGCCAUAAAGAUAAAGCCCUUGGUUGGAUUUGAACCCAAUUGUCCUGGAAAGUGAAGUAAGGGGGAAUGUACUAAGUCUGGUGUUUCAUAUGUGUGGGAUCAUGCCGGAUUUAUCUAGGGGGGCAAACACCCAUGUGGCAGCCUCAGAAGUCUACAAAUACUACCAGGCAUGCCCACUUCACACACAACCACAACCCCUCUGCACCAGCCCUAAUCUGCAUAAAGUUGUACAAUUUUUACACAAAUCUACACCAAGCAGGCUUCCCUUUUUUGGCAAGUUUCAGGUUUGUUAUAGCAGCAGAAGUAUAGUUUGGAACAUGAUAGACAAGGCAGGAGAUGUGGCUCUGUGGAUGGUGUUAGCGGCAGCAGGGAUGUAGGGUUGCACUGACAACAGCAGCAGUACAGCAUAAAACAUUAUAGACCAGACCGGUGGGGGAUUGGUGUGAAGGGCUAGUAGUAGUAAUAGAAGGAGUAAACAAAUUUCCACCGAGAUUACAAUUUUAAUUAAAAAAUGAAUUCAUUGGCAUACAAUCUAGAGGAACAUUCAGUAAGUUUUAUGACACAGAAUAGCGGUUCUGAUCAUGGGGGGUACAAUCGCUGGUUCCCCCUGCGAUCUUCAGAAUGGGAACACUGGUGAUGUGUUGAGUUGUGCCACCGGUCCAUUCAUUCUCUUUGAGACAGACAUCCACUGCUCUUAGCUAUCUCUGGCAAAUUAGUGGAGCUUCAGCAUUCUUCUCCAUCAGGAAACCUUGACUAAUGUACAGUAUGAAGAAAUGUAUAAUAAUGUGGUAUAAUUGUAUUAAAAUUCAGCAACAAAUAAAAUAAAGAA
Messenger RNA from Hyla sarda, 4829 nucleotides. RefSeq lists its product as uncharacterized. Gene Ontology annotation, biological process: xenobiotic metabolic process. Gene Ontology annotation, molecular function: oxidoreductase activity, acting on paired donors, with incorporation or reduction of molecular oxygen, reduced flavin or flavoprotein as one donor, and incorporation of one atom of oxygen; heme binding; iron ion binding. The record is from RefSeq and is a predicted model, not a curated record. NCBI's taxonomy places the organism in Eukaryota, Metazoa, Chordata, Amphibia, Anura, Hylidae. The transcript is spliced from 20 exons. Gene Ontology annotation, cellular component: cytoplasm; intracellular membrane-bounded organelle. The coding region runs from base 136 to 3234 and encodes 1032 amino acids.